AUGAUGGACAGAGGUGAUGGACCAAUUGGUAGUCUCCCUGAACAUCUCCUUGUAGAAAUAUUGACUCGGUUACCAACCCACGAGUGGGUCCAAAUAUCAUGUGUCAGCAAGCACUGGGCAAGCAUGUUCCGAGGAGAAUACUUGUGGCAAACCGCUAUUGCAAGGAAAUGGCCAUCCGCUGGUUUCCGGAAACGCUGGCCUGGGCCAAUUCCCAGAGGCUCUGCUAGGAGAAGAUUCCAAGCACUUUAUGUCAGCGAGAACCUUGUACCAUCUGGUGGGGAGAUUGACGAGCUUGUUGGUCACACAUAUCUCUAUUUAAAAGAACAGCUUGAGCGUGUUGCCAUUCCUCCAUCCAGCAUACUUCAUGGCACCAUCAUUGAUCAGUUCAUUGCUUGUGGUAGGACAGGAGAAAAGGCCCAUGAACUUGCUUCAAAUAUAUGGAUUGCAGUCAUUGACAAUUUGGAAGAAAACCAGCAGACAUUCAUGCUCUUAAAACACCUAGCGCAAGAAGGAGAUUUUUUCCUUCCAUUUCCAUAUUCGAGGUCGUAUAAAGUACUGUGGAGGGUGUUUGACAAGCUGUUCACCGACUUCCGUGACUGUUUCAGCGGGGGAGAUUACCAUGAGGCGCUAGCGGGUGCCAAGUCUAGGAGCUACCCUUAUGUAACAUCGGAGUGCCCGCUGCAGCUCCUUGAGCAGACCCGGGAAAGCUACAAAGCCCAUGUCACCGCGGUGCUACCUCCGGACGUGGUGGAUCCGGAGGAGGACGAGGAGGACAUGGAGCAGGAGGAGGACGAGGUGGACGCGAGGGCCGCGGAUCUGUAG
Molecule: messenger RNA, 822 nt
Organism: Triticum turgidum subsp. durum (durum wheat)
Lineage: Eukaryota; Viridiplantae; Streptophyta; Magnoliopsida; Poales; Poaceae
Source: the annotation of a GenBank genome assembly